AUGGCACAACCAAGCUGGAUCCCCACUUUGACUCUUGCAGUAGUGGCGACGUUGACCUUGUACUUCUUGACGCGUAAAGUGGACGACGACGAUGACGGUGUUGACGAUACCAACAUGAGACUUGCCGCCCUGAUUGAACGCUACGGGUCGCUCGAGGAACACACCCGACAGCUGGAGCACCAAAUGGAGGAAAACAUGUGGACUCUGCAGCGCCGAGGGCAUUCUUCCUCCACGGUAGAGGAAACAGUUGUUCGGAUGACCUCGCAGUGGAUGCUGAUUCAACGGAGCAACGAGUUUAGAGAGCUUGAGAAAUUCGAGCCACGCGUCACCCAACGUGCCCAGCAACAGAUCGAGACCACGAUGCAACUUGUGGAGCGAUACUUGCUCCACAUGCGAGAGGCUCAACCCCAGCCUUUGUCUGAAGCGCGUGAAGUGAAACGUCAGGUCGAGAAUUGUUUGCAUUCCUACAAUAGUUUGAUUGAAACUAUCGGACGUAAGGUUCCCAAGAUCCGUUGGUCACAGGACGUCACGGAGAAGGAAGCGGGACUUCGCCGUUGGACAAAUAAGCUGGAAGCAUGCUUGAUCGCAGCAUCAGAAGACGCGGCUCAAGACAAAUCAGCCCAGAACGCGGAAGUCAAGGAUGCAGAGGAAGGUAAAGAGAUGAAGGACAGUUUUACGGUAGUAUGA
This is a messenger RNA of Seminavis robusta, 687 nucleotides long. The record is from the annotation of a GenBank genome assembly. NCBI's taxonomy places the organism in Eukaryota, Bacillariophyta, Bacillariophyceae, Naviculales, Naviculaceae.